UAAUAAUAAUAAUCAUAAUAAUCAUAAUAACAAUAACAAUAAUAAUAAUAGUAAUAAUAAUAGUAAUGAUGAAAUAUUAGGUAUAAUACCUUAUGUAGCUCCAGAAAUUUUUAAUUGUUGGCCAUAUACUCAAGAUUCUGAUAUUUAUAGUUUUUCCAUGUUAAUGUUUGAAUUAGCUACUGAUAGACCACCUUUUUAUGAUCGUGCUCAUGAUCAACAUUUAAUCUUUGAUAUAUGUGAAGGUUUAAGACCAAAAUUUGAUUUUAAUGAAAUACCUGAAUGUUAUGCUGAUUUAAUGAAACAAUGUUGGGAUACUGAACCUGUAAGCAGACCUUCUGCCAAUGAAAUUCUUAUUACAGUUAAAAGUUGGAAUUUUGAUGAUUUCUUAGAUAAGAAAUUUAAUGAUCAAGAUUUUGAUAUACAUCCUGAUGCUAUUUAUACUAGUAGACCUCUUGGUGAAUUAAUAUCGCGUGAAUUGGAACUUCAAGAUCAAGCUUGGGAGGAAACCGAGUUACAUAAGCAAGAUAACUAUAAGCAAGAUAAUGAGAUGGAAGGAUCUUCCUCCGCUUUAGAAGAAGACGAAGAAGACGAAGAAGACGACGACGAAGAAGAAGAAGAAGAAGAAGAAGAAGAAGAAGAAGAAGAAAGUGAUGAUGAUGAUGAUGAAAGGAAUUAAAUUUCGGAUUCUCAAGUGAUUUGACAAAGAUUAUAAAUCAAAAUAAAUCAAAUGAGCGCGUUGAUGAUGGUGACAACAACGACGACGAAUCUUCUUCAAAUAAUACGACUUCUCCUAAUACGAGCGUAUUUGAUGAUUCUUUAACUGAAUCUUCUUCAAAUAAUGCGACUUCUCCUAAUACGAGCGUAUUUGAUGAAGAAUCGAAACACGAAGAUGAUACUUCUAAUUAAAUUAAACACAAGAGGAGGAUACUUUGAAAUUAUUUUUUUAUUUUAAAAAAAAAAAAUUUUUAUGAAUGAAAAAUUUCGAGUACAUAUACAAAUUU
Rhizophagus irregularis DAOM 181602=DAOM 197198 is the source of this 1001-nucleotide messenger RNA. Lineage: Eukaryota; Fungi; Glomeromycota; Glomeromycetes; Glomerales; Glomeraceae. The record is from RefSeq and is a predicted model, not a curated record.